This is a messenger RNA of Scophthalmus maximus (turbot), 2962 nucleotides long. Its product is annotated as ubiquitin-associated and SH3 domain-containing protein B-like. Gene Ontology annotation, molecular function: protein binding. The record is from RefSeq and is a predicted model, not a curated record. Lineage: Eukaryota; Metazoa; Chordata; Actinopteri; Pleuronectiformes; Scophthalmidae. Bases 105 to 2036 code for a protein of 643 amino acids. The transcript has 14 exons.
CGCGCUCUCAUUCGCACACACGCGGAGCCCGCCGACUCCGAUGGACUAGCCGGAGGGCGCGGUGGCUCGGACUGCAACUGGGCUCGCGGGGACCCCGCCGGACCAUGGCCGCCAAGGAAGACAUCUACAGCAAAAUCCUGCCGCGGAGGCUCCGGCAGAACCGGCCGGGCUCCGUGAAAUGCGGCUCCAACCUGGACGUGCUGCUGUCCAUGGGCUUCCCCAGACCGAGGGCGCUGAAAGCUCUCGUAUCGACAGGGGGCCGGAGUGUGCAAGCAGCAUGUGACUGGCUGUUUUCCCAUGUGGACGACCCGUUCCUGGACGACCCUCUGCCCAGGGAGUUCGUCCUCUACCUGCGACCCAGUGGGCCACUUCAGAACCAGCUCUCCCACUUCUGGCAGCAGAGCCGGGUCACUUGUGGCAAAAACAAAGCCCACAACAUUUUCCCCCACAUCACUCUCUGCCAGUUCUUCAUGUGUGCAGACCACAAAGUAGAAGCCCUAUGUGAGGCCCUCCAGGCCACCGUACAGCAGUGGCGAGGUCGCUUUCCCAGCCCGCUGCCUCUGGAGCUCUACACAUCCUCCAACUUCAUUGGUCUUUUUGUGGAGGAGCAGGUGGCCGACGUCCUGAAGCAGUUUGCAGCCGACUUUGCCACAGAGGCAACAAGGAAGGCAGAAGUCCACGUGGAGCCUCACAAGAAGCAGCUCCACGUAACUCUGGCCUACAACUUCCCCACUGACCACCUCCCGUCACUGGAGAAACUGGCCAAGGGCAUCGAAGUCAAGCUGGGCUGUGACUGGUUGGCUGUCUUGUUCUCCCGGGACAUUCGUUUCGCUAACCACGAGACCCUGCGGGUGAUGUACCCCUACAUGCCUCAGAACGAGGAUGAGCUGGAGCUGGUUCCUGGGGACUUUGUCUUCAUGUCUCCAGUGGACCAGAGUAGCACCAGUGAGGGAUGGGUGUACGGGACCUCGCUGGCCACCGGGCUUUCCGGCCUGCUGCCCGAGAACUACGUCAGCCUGUCUGAUGAAUCCGACACCUGGGUCUUCCAUGGCUCCCAUUCCUUCUUCAGCUGUGGGCCCAGUGACAAGACCAGUAAGGAGAGAGGGAUGUUUGAUGGACUGCUGGACAGCCGACGCUCCGAUAACACGAGUCCCGGAGACACGCCCACCCUCAGUCUCAUUUGUCAUCCAAUGCAGCAGGUCCUGCGGAUCAGCAGCGGUCACCCUCGGCAGUCCAAACGUACACUUUUCGUCUGCCGGCACGGCGAGAGGAUGGAUGUGGUCUUCGGCAAACACUGGCUCUCCCUCUGCUCAGACAGUAAAGGUAGAUAUGUACGUUCCAAUCUGAACAUGCCUCCCAGUUUGCCACUGUGGGGGGGCCAGAGAGAUUAUGAAAUGGACACGCCUCUCACUGUGUUCGGCUCCACACAGGCUCGACUAGUGGGUGAGGCCCUGCUAGAGAGUAACACAGCGAUAGACUUUGUGUACUGCUCUCCCUCUCUGCGAUGUGUUCAGACUGCACAGAACAUCCUGAAAGGUCUGCAGCAGGAUGGUAAAGUGAAGCUGAGAGUGGAACCGGGGCUUUUUGAAUGGACCAAGUGGGUUUCUGGGAACUCCCUGCCAGCAUGGAUACCCCCAUCUGACUUGGCUACUGCCAACUUCAGUGUGGACACAAUGUACAGACCACUGAUCCCAGUCAGCAAGCUCACCGUGUCGGAGUCCUAUGAGAACUACAUGAGUCGGAGCUACCAAGUGACCAAAGAUAUCCUGUCGGACUGCAAAAACACUGGAAACAACGUGCUGAUUGUAGCCCACGCUUCUUCCUUAGAGGCAUGCACGCGCCAGCUGCAGGGCCGCAGCCCGCAGAGCGCCAAGGACUUCAUCCAAGUCGUCCGAAAGAUCCCCUACCUGGGCUUCUGCUCCUGCGAGGAGCAGGGGGACACCGGCGGGUGGCAGUUAGUGGACCCUCCCAUCCUCCCCCUCACACAUGGACCAAACCACAUGUUUGACUGGAGGGAGACACUUCUGCAAGACUGAUGUCCGCCGGCCCAGAGCGCCGCACCCCCCACCCACACAACCUGAUCAUACUGCACUCCACAGACUGGGAUAGCAGCUUUCAGACCAGUGGAUCUUUUUUUCCUUUUUUUUUUUUUUUUUUUCAGCCUCACCGCGCGAGCGGUGGUGCAUCAGCUGUGACAGCUGAGGGAGCCUCCUGCCUGAAGAUGAGUCCCGGUUAUUUAACUGGUUUCAAAAGUAGUUUUCUAAAGAGUAAAUGUCCAAAAUUCACGGUAUGAUGAUUUUUUUUUGCAAGAACGCAGGGGAAGCUGCUUUGGGCAGUAUCCUAUGGCAGGGUGUUAGAGGCAACGCACAGGAGGGCACUCACUGACAUUCAGCUAAAUCAUGCGUCGAUAUUGUCAGCCCAGUCUCAGGACAUUUUGUGAAUUAGCAUCAGCUCUGCCUCUGCGCUUGAUUAGCAUGACAAAAUAUAAAGAAUAAUAGAUGAAGUAGGGACGGAACUAAAGAAUUGUUACACUGUAUUGUAUUUUUAAAAAAAGCAAAAGUGCAGACGACAGAGAGAUUUGUAUCUCGGAAGACUCAGGUUCUCUAUUUACUUUGUUUUUUUCUUCAUAUUCCACAGGGCUAAAUAGUUCUGGUUCCCUAACUGUAAACUCAGCAAAUGCUGGUUUGGUUUACUUGUCAAAGACGUCUGCUAAAGUUAAACAUCAGCUGUGUCUAACAUCGCGCUCUUGUCUACUCAUCCACUUCAGUUGCACAACUGUAAUUAUGGAAUCUAUCAAAUCUGAUGCAUUGUGGAGUCACUAGCUACAAGUAGUGUUCAUUAGUACGUUGUUUUUUUUUUUUUUAUCGUGUUGAUCAUUCGUUUUUGGUGCUCACAUUCUCACAUGUUAAAGUUGGCAUGUUAAAAUGUGUACACUGCUAACCUUAACAUCAACAUGUAGCAA